AUGAUUGAGGCUUUAUGUAGAAGCUAUAUAUGGUAUGGUAGCAACACUAUCACUAAGAAAGCAUAUGUGUCUUGGGAGAGAAUGUGUACUCCUAAAUCUGUUGGUGGUCUGAACCUCAUCAACCUUCUUCUAUGGAACAAGACAACAAUUGCAAAAGUGUGCUGGGAUUUAGCUCAUAAAGAAGACAAACUAUGGAUCAAAUGGAUUAAUGCCUACUAUGUUAAACAACAACAACUGAAGGACAUGCCAAUUCCAAAGCAGGCUAGUUGGAUGGUCAGGAGGAUAAUUGCUUCAAGAGAUAUUCUGCAACAAGCUCAAAGUUCAAAUGAUCACAUUGGCACCAUCAGACAACUAUACUUACAACUAUUAGGAGAUCUACCAAGAGUAAGUUGGAAGAAUCUGCUAUUCCAGAACUCUGCUCGUCGAAAGACUGUCUUCAACUUAUGGUUACUACUACAAGGAAGAUUACCUACCAAGGACAGGUUAGUUAACUGGGGAUUGAACAUUAACCAACAAUGUGUGUUAUGCCAAGGACAUGUGGAGACAAGAGAUCACCUCUUUUUGUUAUGCUCAUAUGCAGUAAUGUUGUGGAAACAAGUAAUGAGGUGGAUUCAAGAAGAUCAAUCGAAUAAUCACAACUGGGAUCAACAUCUUCAAUGGAUCAUCAACAAAGCCAAAGGAAAGUCAAGUAGGGCCAGCAUUUUCAGAAUGGUGGUUACUGAAGCUUCAUAUGCAUUAUGGAUGGAAAGGAAUACACAUAUUUUUGAACAGAUAUAUCGUAGCAGUGAAGUUUUAGCACGAGAAAUAGCUUAUAUAUGUAAUGUUACAGUAGUUCCUAGAGCUAGAAAACAAAUGCAGCAAAUUUUGAUAGUAGAGUAG
Molecule: messenger RNA, 879 nt
Organism: Nicotiana tabacum (common tobacco)
Lineage: Eukaryota; Viridiplantae; Streptophyta; Magnoliopsida; Solanales; Solanaceae
Source: RefSeq, a predicted model, not a curated record